Pipistrellus nathusii (Nathusius's pipistrelle) is the source of this 600-nucleotide messenger RNA. The record is from the annotation of a GenBank genome assembly. Lineage: Eukaryota; Metazoa; Chordata; Mammalia; Chiroptera; Vespertilionidae.
AUGGCUAAAAGUGCAGAGGUCAAACUGGCAGUAUUUGGAAGGGCAGGCGUGGGCAAGUCAGCUCUGGUAGUGCGAUUCCUGACCAAGCGGUUCAUCUGGGAAUACGAUCCCACCCUCGAAUCAACCUACCGACACCAAGCAACCAUCGAUGAUGAAGUUGUCACCAUGGAGAUACUAGAUACUGCUGGUCAGGAAGACACUAUCCAGAGGGAAGGACACAUGCGGUGGGGGGAAGGCUUUGUGCUGGUCUACGACAUCACUGACCGAGGAAGUUUUGAGGAAAUGCUGCCCCUGAAGAACAUUCUGGAUGAGAUCAAAAAACCCAAGAAUGUGACUCUCAUCUUGGUUGGAAACAAAGCUGACUUGGACCAUUCCAGGCAGGUCAGUACUGAAGAAGGGGAGAAGCUGGCCACGGAGCUGGCAUGUGCUUUCUAUGAGUGUUCUGCCUGCACUGGAGAAGGGAACAUCACGGAGAUAUUCCACGAGCUGUGUCGAGAGGUGCGUCGCCGGAGGAUGGUGCAGGGCAAGACAAGGAGACGCAGUUCCACCACGCAUGUCAAGCAAGCCAUUAACAAGAUGCUCACCAAGAUCAGUAGCUAG